This is a messenger RNA of Rhincodon typus (whale shark), 1477 nucleotides long. Its product is annotated as negative elongation factor A-like. Gene Ontology annotation, cellular component: NELF complex. The transcript is spliced from 3 exons. The record is from RefSeq and is a predicted model, not a curated record. The annotation marks the transcript as partial. Gene Ontology annotation, biological process: negative regulation of transcription elongation by RNA polymerase II. NCBI's taxonomy places the organism in Eukaryota, Metazoa, Chordata, Chondrichthyes, Orectolobiformes, Rhincodontidae.
AAUCUAGAAGUAUUAAUAGCACGUAAGUAUAAGAUUAUUGGAGGUGGUGGGCUUUGCAUUUUGUAUAAAGUUUUCUUCUUCCCCUGUUCUCUCCUCCACAAUGCCUGUGCAGCCAAUACAGUUGGAUCAGUUCGGGAGGCUUUACAGACAAAUAGACUACCAGAAGAAUCAGCAGCACCUACCUCCGGUCUACCUGGCCAGUUCAAACAAAGACCACCAAUUUAUAACAGUAGCUCAACUACAUCAUCUACCUCGACAACCACUGCCGCAGGUACUGCACCUGUCACCACCACAACACCAACAACACCGGUACAGCAGCAGACCCAGCCUCAGCAGCAGACCCAACAGCAGACACAGCCACUGCAGCAACAGCAGCAGCCUCGCAAGAGUCUUUCACUCACAAGAGACCAAAUGUAUGCAGCCCAAGAAAUGUUCAAGACUGCCAACAAGGUUACCCGACCAGAGAAGGCUCUUAUACUUGGCUUUAUGGCUGGGUCAAGAGAAAACCCAUGUCCGGAACAGGGUGAUAUCAUUCAAAUCAAACUGAGCGAACACACAGAGGUUCUACCGAAGGCAGAUGGCACAGGCAGCACCACAAUGCUGGUGGACACGGUCUUUGAAAUGAACUAUGCCACAGGCCAAUGGACCAGACUGAAGAAGUACAAGCCUAUCACAAAUGUGUCCUGAGAGUUCACCAGGACCUCCAAACUCGUGGACCAAAUCCAGUGUUAUCUUGAUUGCCACUGACCUGGGCUUCGAUGAUUGAUUGUAUUUAUAGACAGUUCCAAAACAUUUGCAGGGGACAUCUAUUUAACAGAUUGUGAUGCAGAAUUUAGGGCUGCCAGAGAGUGGGAUGAAAUGAAUAGAGAAGUGAUUUCCUGCAAUUGGUGUGUUUUUCUGUCUCCUGUGGUGUCAAUGUCUUUUUAAUGAUGGUUCGUUCAGUCUCCAGCUACACUGACAACUUCAGCAUGAAAACUCUUUGAUUUGUGGAAAGCAUGUGGACUCUAGUUACGGCUGAAAGGAGGACCGCAUGACCACAACCUUGAGUUGGUUUGUCAUUUCUGAAAUACUAAGGGGAAAUCAUUUAGCAGCUUAGAUUUGGUUCACUUUUAGUCGUGGGGUUUGAACUGGAGAGCAUUGGAAAGCCAGAUUUCCUGGUAUCUGGUGCCUUCACUGAGUCACAUAAUCAGUUUUUGUAAAGUAUUUGUUGCAGAGGCAGCAUGAUUUAACAACAUUUUUCUAUUUUUUUGUACAGUCGUAAAGAUUCUAGGUUUCUUUCUUUCGCGUGCGCUCUCGUACAGUGUAAGAUGUAAAAUAAUUAGAUUUUCUAUGGAAAAUGAGUGCAGAUUAAAGAUUGCACAGCCAUAAUUGGUUUUCCUGUGUUUAGGCAGCUGGUUGAACUGUCAAUGCUUAAGGGACGGCAGUGCUUUUACUGAACAUACAGUACCAAGCACAAUAAAAUUACAAUGUAACUGGA